Nothobranchius furzeri (turquoise killifish) is the source of this 7204-nucleotide messenger RNA. It is a transcript of the gene ro60, whose product is annotated as Ro60, Y RNA binding protein. Gene Ontology annotation, molecular function: RNA binding. Gene Ontology annotation, cellular component: ribonucleoprotein complex. The record is from RefSeq and is a predicted model, not a curated record. Lineage: Eukaryota; Metazoa; Chordata; Actinopteri; Cyprinodontiformes; Nothobranchiidae.
CGGUCAGAGGGGAGGAGGCCUGAAGCUCAAAACACAGAAACCGUAACUGUUUAUGUUGCUGUAAGUGCGUGUUUAUCCGGUUUUAACAGCAUGUUUUGUGACUUUGUGUUUUUUGAUGAACCAGCUAUUUUUUUCUUCAGGGUAAGUUAGUUGCAUCUUACCGACUAGCUCCGGGAGUCCGGUGUUCUCACUAUCCGUGCUUCCUCGUCGAAUUUUCUUACCGCAGCGUGUUUCAACAGCUGAUUCAGUAUGUCCAGGGUUACUGAAAAUCGGUAGCUACUGUUAAUUUAUUCUGUAAAAAAAGUGGAUAGUGUAAGAAGCAGUUUAGUCAUUUCGUAAAAAUUAACCCCUUAGUUGCUAAAAACAUUUGAAUAUUCUCAGAACAAUGACGAUUUACCAACUACUUUCACCCAUGUCGAGAAAGUGAUUCAUAAAAAUGGAGAUUUGUAAGACGUUAGCUCUAACCGUUCUAUUUCUCUAUCUAAUCCUUUAUUAGACAAAUGAAUCCACAUAGAACAAAUAUGCUCUUCCCCCAAUACUUAUAGUUGUUUGGAUGUAUAAUUUUGGAGAUUAUUAUACAACUAUGAUAAAUUGUUAUAUGUAUAACAUAAAACUUUUGGAUAUUAAUGUGGGACUCUUUCAGAAUGACUGUAAACAAUGGGAGAAGUGUCUUGUUUACAGUAUAAUAACGAUAUUUUAGAAGCCAUUUACAAGCUAACUGUCAGGUAAACAUACAGCAAGCAGUAAUUUAAUAAAACAACUCAAAGAAAUACGUACUGUGACCUUCGACGAGUUGAAAGUAACUAGAUAAGUGACGAGAUUAAACGUAAACUUCCACAGGUAGCGCGUCUCUAUUUGUAAACAGCCUGUGACGCAAUAAUCGGCCUGCGCAUGCGCAUUUCCCCAAAGUAGCACACCGACGGGGAGCACGGAUAGUCGGAACACCGGCUCUGAUUUAUGCCUUCCUAGUUAGGUGCCAAGGAGAAUGGAACACUUGGCUCGACGUCACUGGAGAUCAGGAUCCAGACUGCAGCUGUGUAGUCACUCAUCGUGACACGUUAGCGGCCUUGUUGCAAUGGAGCCACCAGGAAGCUCUGCAAGCAACAACACCCUGAGCUCAGCAGGUGGGGCCUGCCCAUGGGAGGUCAGCGACAGGGCUAGACUGUGCCGCUUCCUCUGCUAUGGCUCAGAGGGAGACAUGUACACUGCCAGAGGGGAGGGCCAUGUCACUAUGGAGAACGCUGCUGCCCUGCUCUCCUUUCUACAGGAGGGUCGGGGUGCUGAGGUGGUGGAGGAGGUUAUGAAGUUUGCCCAGGAGGGUCGAGCCGUCAGGCUGGGUCCCACCUUUUUUGCCUUGGCUUUAUGCUCCCAGCACCCUGAACUGAAGACCAGACAAGCUGCUUUCAAAGCCUUAAAGGUGGUAUGUCAGGACCCGGCCCAGUUGUUUUCAUUCAUUCAGUACAAAAAGGAACUGAAAGAGGGCAUGAAGUGUGGGAUCUGGGGUCGCGCCUUGAGGAAGGCUGUGUCUGACUGGUACAACGAGCAAGAUGCUCUGAGUCUCGCUGCAGCUGUAACCAGAUGUAAACAGAGAGAGGGCUGGACCCACCAGGAUCUUCUCAGGCUCGCCCACACCAGACCAGCCUCUGAUGCUGUUGCCUUGAUCAGCAAAUAUGUAACAAAAGGGUGGAAGGAGGUCCAGGCUGCUUACGCAGACAAGGAGAACUCGGACGAAGUCAUCAAAGUGCUCUCAUAUCUAGAAGUGGUAGAGAAGGUCAAGCAUAGCCGUGAUGAAACAGAGGUUUGCAACUUGAUAGAGGAGCACAAGCUGGAGAGAGAGCAGCUGCUGACGACCCAUCUGAAGUCCAAACAGGUCUGGAGGGCUCUGUUGAAGGAGAUGCCGCUUCAUUCAGUGCUAAAAAUCCUCGGAAAAAUGACGUCAAACAAACUCCUUGAACCAGGAAGCUUAGAAACUCAGACUGUCUGCGACAGGCUUCAGAGCGAGUCUGCUCUAGAGAAGGCCAAGAUCCACCCAUUCAGCAUUCUCCAGGCGUCAGAAAACUACAAGCGAGGCCAGGGCUGCCAGGGGAAAACCAAAUGGGAAGCAGACAGUAACAUCCUCAAAGCCUUGGACUCAGCCUUUUACAAAAGUUUUGUGAAUGUGGAGCCUGUCGGUAAACGCUUGUUGGUGGCCGUAGACGUGAGCACGUCGCUGAGCAGCAUCGUCCCGGGAACUGCCGUCAGCACUGCUGUAGCUGCUGCAGCCAUCACUAUGAUUUUUGCUCAGACUGAAGCAGAUACAGAUGUGCUUUCCUUCUCUGACGGACGUGUGGUUCCAUGUUCUCUGCGUCCUAACAUGACCCUCGCUGAUGUCACUGCUGAGCUGGUAAAGUUUCCCAACAGCACCACUGACUGCACCCUUCCCAUCGCGUGGGCCACAGGGAACAGGAAAUGUGUAGACAUCUUCAUCGUUCUGACCAACAACCCGCUGUGGACGUUCAGCGCUAGCCCAGUGGAGACGCUAACGAAGCACAGACUGGCAUCGGGGGCCAACUCCAAGUUAGUGAUGUGUGGCCUGACUUCCAUCGGACACACCAUCGCAGACUCGGAGGACUGCGGUUUACUCAACAUCUGUGGCUUCGAUGUCGGAGCGUUUAGUGUGAUUCGGAGCCUUGCCCAGGAUCUGAUCUGUUAGGGGCCGUUGCGUACAAACUGAAGGCACAAAGCAGACCAGCAUUGCUCACAUAAAUCCAAAAUAUGCUCACAUUCUUAAUUCCAGAUUCUCCUUUUUUGUUAUGUUGCUUCUAAACAGUCGACCAAGCGUCCAGCGGGCUGGACUACUAUCUGGAGGUGUUACGUAUGUUUUCUGUUAAAUCUGAAAAGAUGCAUAUGUAGCUAGCCCGAGUCUGUGGUUUUUGAUGGUUUUGGUAGUUUUAGAGCAAGAAGAAGGCAGGUAAGAGUCAGACUGUUGUAGCUGAGGAGGAGUGGGUUCUUUUCAUCUUGUAAUGAUGAAAGCACCAAAGUCAACAACAAAAACUUUUUGGCAUAAAUGGUUGUUUUUAAUGUUUUUGUUUGUAAACACCAACACUUUCCCACUGACCUUGCCUUUAGGCUAGUAAUGGUAGAGAUAACUAGUCUGUCCCGCUCCUGUUGAGUUUUUAUCAGAGACCCCCAGUGACUUGAAAUAUAAACAUCCAUGUUGGAGAUUAUUGUUGUUUUUGUUUGGAAACUCAUUUUUUCAGCUGAUGCUAAUGUUUCAAACUUUAAAGGUCAUGCUAUUUUAAACCUUUGAGAACAAAAGUAGGCACGUAUGAUAAAAUCUUGCCAAAUUGGCAGUAUUGAGAUGUCUUUAUCCUAAUGUAAGUUCUUUUUUGUCAGCCUAAAUUUAUACAUAGAAAUAAAGCCGUUAGUUUCGGUGAAGCCCGCUCCGACAAACGCGCCUACAACAGCGUCUUAGGCAAGUCAAUCGCUGUAUUGGCCUUGGUAGUCCAGUGUUUACAGCGUCUGCCUUUAACCUUGUUUUGCCAUCUCCUGAUGCCGAUUCCAUUCCCAGGGUCGGCAGUAAUUUAUUUAGCCAGCUGAAGUAGAUUUAAUUUUUUUAAAUAUAUUUUAGUUUAAUUGGUGAUUUUCCGCAAUGUGUUUUGUGUCUCUAAAAAUCUUUGCAUUUGGUCGUUUCCAUGCAGCAUUUUAGUUGUUUUACUCUGCUCACCUCACAUGGACUCACACUGGUUAAAUAAGCACAAAAAGUCAAAUAAAAAUUAGUAUUUAUAUUUUAAACAGUUUACUAAUAAAGGGUUGAAAACAGUGCUGGCCAGUGUAUCUAAAAAAAAGUUACUGCCGUGAAUGGGAGGCGAACCUUUGUAAGGUCAUAGCAAAACAGCCUACAAGUCAGUUACUCCAACCACUGGGCUACUAAACCCAAUAUGAAAUGUAAGUCGCCUAAAGCCGGGCGUACACAGUGCGACUUUUUCACUUUUUUUAGCCGAUUUUCCACUCGUGCGAGAAUCCACGAGAUCGGGGCGAGUUUAGCGCUGAGCGUCGUGUACAGGGGGUUACGAGAGGCGAUUAACACCACGUGACCAGCUACCGAUCAGCAAUCGUGAGCUCGCACAAACUUCUGGCGUGUUUAAUAUUUUGCUCGUCCCUCGUGAGGGUAUCGCACUGUUGAAGCGGCGCUGCGAGCAGCUGCGACCCAAAAAGUAUCAGAACCGCUCACGGCGCAUGCGCAAUCCUGCAUCAACACCGCUCGCCCGCUAUUUCCUAAUAACACACACUGUUUUUAUUUCUACACGUCACAAAGAUUGUCAAGAAAGCGUGUUUGUCGUGUUCAUGUCAAAUUAAACUGAUCACAAAACAGAUUUACUUUCUUUAUUUCGUUUUCCUCAUCCAACCCCCAUAAAUCCCUGUGUGUCCUCCUGCAGCACUCCCGAAGGACAACAGGCAAAACAAGACAAAAACAACUGACGUGUUGAGUAAAAACUGCUAUUUUUAGCAUAUUUUUAGGUCCGACGUGUUGCUACCAGACGUACAGUGUGAGCAGUCAGAUCGCAUCCGAGAACUGGGUCGUACAGUGUGAGCACAUGACUCGUGAGAUCUGCCCUGCGAGGAACUCGUACAGUUUGAGCUGAAGCUGAGUGCUACGAGUGAAAAAGUCGCACAGUGUCCGCCCGGCUUAAGACACAUGUCCUGUUCUGGCUAUUACGUGCGUAUUUGUGGACAGGACUCGUGGUAGAAGUAAUUUGUCAGAAUGUCCACUCUGGUACCGAUGAAGGUUUAAAGCAGUCAUCUGUGAUAUGAAGGUCACAUUCUCAAGUGCAACAUGAAAUCAACUGCUCUGUGCCUGCAACUAGGAGAAAGUGGGCGUUAGUGACCUACUUCUAGGGUAGGUGGGUUCCAGGUCUGAGACUAGCUUCAGAGGGAGGAGCAGGGCCUGAUGACACACCUAUAGGGCUUCUGCACUAGCGCCGGCUCUACUCUGCAUAGAUAGGGUAGGAAUUGUUCAUAUCCGCACAGCCUGGAUUUUUUUCAGCCCUCUUCCUAAGGUGGUCUACUUCAAUGUGAACUGGUCCAACACACCAACUGCCAACUGAUUGGCCAGCUCUAAUUCAUGCAUACCAUUAGGGGGAGCCUCCGAUUGGUGGAUAGACUCAGCCAGCAGGGACUUUCCACAUGUGCGAUUUAUUACCAUUCUGGAUACUGAGGAGGAAACAGCCUCAGGCUGAAGCCAUCUCUUUUCUUCCCCCUUCUCUCUGCAGUGAGGAGCACACACAGACUGGCUUAAAGUCAGGGUCAAUGCAUGGGUGGAGACGUAUUUCAUCCACACUUCCUGUUAGGAAAAUGCUUCUACUGAGGCAGUGAUAGACCGCACCCCCCUCAACUCCCCGCAUGUGCUGUCGGAGUUUCUCAAUCUAAAAACAAGUUGUUAGCGAGCACGCCCUCACACAAGACUUACCGCUCAGGAGAAGAGCAGACACAUUCUGCUACAUUCUGGAGGAUUUCCUGUUAAACACGAUCAUUAGAUGAAAAGGGGUGGAGGGCAUUUUUUUUCAAGGAGGAAAGCGGCUCAAAGCGCUAAUGUGUCCAAUCGGCAGGUGAGUGGCUGAGCCAGGUGGAGGUGCGGCUGCCUCACGUGGAGACCAGUGCAGUGCAGCCACGCAGUACUUUACUGACAAGGUCACGUUUUUCAGCUUAGCCAUCAACCACAGCUGAUUAUAAAUAAAUGUGGAGCAGAGCAGAUACAGGUUAUCGGCAAAAAUAAAAAAGAAAAGUUAAUUUAGGUGUUACUUGCUCUUUAAGCUGCGCCAGGACAGACACAGCAGAGCAGGAUGUAAUAUCAGUCGCCAAAAGCAGCAUUGCUUACUGCCACCUCAUUUAAAUUUUUUAAGGGAGACACUGCAGAUUUCUCUACAUGUUUUUAUUUAUUUUUUUAUUUUUGCCCUGCCCACGUGCUUGGAGAUGCGACCAUGACAUCACUGGUAUCUUCAUGCCAAUUUGUAGACCGCCCAUAUGCUCGGUCACACCUGCAUUCCUAAGAAUGAGUGGAAGGAUGUGUGUAAUCGACCUGGCCAGGCUGGGGCUGACUGCGGACUGGAGCUGGCCCUAGUGUGGAAGGCCCAAAGUUACCGUUGAGGCUUUUGCAGCUGAUGCAGGAAAAUGCAUGAAUGCCGCCAGAAACGGGUUUGGGGAUAUUUUUCAUGAGGAAAUAAUAUCACAUGGUAAAAAGCCCAGAAAAGUUGAUUUUCCAUGAUAUGGUUCCUUUAAGUGAGAUGGGCUGAAUCUGAUUCUGAAUUCUAUGCAUCAGAAAUGGAACACUGCGGGGGGUUUUCUGUGGAGGAGGAACGACCACAGAUGUUUAACAGACGUUUACAGUUACUGAAUUUGCUACAGUUUUAUUGCUGUAUCUUUAGUUCAUGACAGUUUUGUUAUGCAAAACUAAUAAUUGCUACUUUUGCAGAAUUAAACAAAAUGAAUGUACUUUUGUAUGAUGAGAAAAUAAGGAGAUUUAAGCUACUUUUGUUAUUCACCAGACACUGAAUAAUUACACUGUGCUGACAGUCAUUUUAUUUCUGGGGUGAUUACAUUCGUGCUCAUAGUUCAGUCUGAAGGAUAUUGUUUUUUAUUGUGAUCAUGAUAUAAAGGGUUAAUUUACAUUUAUUUAACGAACCAUAAGACAUGAGAUUCCAUAGUAAAUAUGACAGCGUCAGAUGGACCCGGAGGGUCAGUGAGUUCAGCUUUUAUUCUGAAAGGAACCGUUGCUUGGUUGGUAAAAUGCAACAGAUUUUAUCCAGCUUGUUGGUUCUCAGCUUAAAAAGGAAGUCCGGGUGGCCGGUCCAAUACUUCUCUUAGCAUGUGGUGAACUGCAGAGAACUGGACUAAGAUGGCGUGGGGACUGGUUUUAUUAAUCUGGAUAUUUUGAUUUCUGGUCGAAUCAAAGUUGGCAGAUUUAUAAACACCACAGAGACUAUGCCACACUUCAGAAAGGAAGGUUCUGAUUGGAUGAGUAAAAGCAAUGUGUCAUGUGUUUACAUUACGUGUGAUCAGCAUGUCUAGUGCAGCUAGAUUAAAGUCAUAUUACUUAUUAAAACUUACUAAUCAUAACAUUGUCAUUUCACAGAUUGGCCAACAUCUUAUUAUUGACUAACACUUUGUUUGAUUAGCUUUAUUAAAAAUAGAGUUCUUUGAUUUAUUAAAAAGAAAGAGUCCUUUG